CAUGACAGCUGCGCAGUAAACAGUGUCUAAUGUAUACAAAGGAAGUGAAAGUAAAAGCAGUUCCGUCGGUAUAAAGAUCAACAAUUGCGCGAAUUUAAUCGGAGAUUAAAAGUCGGAACUUUGAAUGAAACGGAACAUUUUGGAUUUUGAGAGAGAAGAGAAAUGUCCUCCGUCGGUGUCCUGCUCCUCGAGGCCUUGGACGAACUGGUCAAGGAUGACCUUGAGAGAUUUAAAUGGCACCUGAUGAGAAACAACGCGCAGGGUUUUGAACCUAUUUCCCGCCGCAAACUGGAGAAUGCUAAACAACACGACGUUGUGGACCUGAUGGUGAAUCAGUACGGAUCACCAGAAGCUGCCAAAAUCACUGUACAGGUUCUUAGACUGAUAGGACAGAAAAAACUUGCCAAUGACUUGGAAAAGAAACUGAAGGCAGAAGCCCAUGUCGAGCCAGCAGAAGGAGACGGUGUAUCUUCCUCUUCCUCUUCUUCUCAGGCUGCUGAUAUGGCAGUGAACAUCUCAGCUGACGGUGGAAGCAACAUCAGUGCUCCUGCUCUGUCUGGGACUUUUCAUGGCCCUGUGAACAUAAACUGCACCAACACUUCAAAGUGAAAGUGUUCAUCUUACACAUCUGGGUGUUUUUAAAUUCAGGGGGAAAAAAAUGGAUAAUUAAGUUUCAGUGUAAAUGGACCAAAGAUACAAGAGAAUUGCACUUUUCUGUUUUAGCUAUUUUUUAUUUGUGAGAAACAUUUGCUCUUAAUUGGGAUACAUGUAAAUGACUAUGUUUCUGCCACUUAUUUAUAACUUUUUUAAAUUAUGGUAUACAUGAUAAAGUCCAGCCUGAAGCUACCUCAACUCCACU
This is a messenger RNA of Tachysurus fulvidraco (yellow catfish), 859 nucleotides long. RefSeq lists its product as uncharacterized. Bases 163 to 609 code for a protein of 148 amino acids. The record is from RefSeq and is a predicted model, not a curated record. Lineage: Eukaryota; Metazoa; Chordata; Actinopteri; Siluriformes; Bagridae. The transcript is spliced from 3 exons.